Orbilia oligospora ATCC 24927 is the source of this 1350-nucleotide messenger RNA. RefSeq lists its product as uncharacterized. The record is from RefSeq and is a predicted model, not a curated record. Bases 1 to 1350 code for a protein of 449 amino acids. Gene Ontology annotation, cellular component: endoplasmic reticulum membrane. NCBI's taxonomy places the organism in Eukaryota, Fungi, Ascomycota, Orbiliomycetes, Orbiliales, Orbiliaceae. Gene Ontology annotation, biological process: triglyceride biosynthetic process. The transcript is spliced from 4 exons. Gene Ontology annotation, molecular function: diacylglycerol O-acyltransferase activity.
AUGGCCGACGUCAUCGAAUCUCCAAAACCCGACACUACGAAAACUAUGCCUACAGCUAACGACACAAAACCCCGUGUGAACGGAAUAAAACCCGUGCAGAGGACAUAUAGCAUCGUAGAUCAAGAUGGUGUUCCGUCAGAACUGGUUACCGGACCGUCACCGCGGCGGAAGGCUAUUCGAUGGGCACCGCUGGUGAUACCGAUCCGUCGACGAUUGGAGACGCUCGUUGUGGUUAUAUUUCAAUUGGCUGGAUUGAUUGCCCUAGCCAUGUUUUGGUUUACGGCGGCGAAUCCGUUGACUUGGCCUUUACUGGUUCCCUACCUAAUUUACUUGACUUUAACGCCUCCUCCAUCCGACAAACCACCAUCGAAUUUCUUGUCGCCUAUUAUUCGCAACAAAAGGUUCUGGUCGUACUUCUGCACUUACUUUCCCAUGCGUCUGCAUCGUUCUGUCGAAUUGUCACCAGAGGAAAACUAUAUUUUCGGCUUCCACCCUCAUGGAAUCAUCAGUCACGGCGCUUGGGGUAGCUUUGUUACAAAAACGACUGGGUGGGACGAAUUAUUCCCAGGAAUCAGCAACACUUUAUUGACGCUCGAAAGUAACUUCCGACUCCCAUUCUACCGUGAAUAUUUAAUCGGCAUGGGCUUGGGAAGUGUUAGUAGGAAGAGUUGUGAAGGUUUACUCGGUGGUGUCCCCGGUGAAGUUAGUGAAGCCGAUGUUCACCUGACAAUUUGGGAUCGUGCGCCGAAGGUUUUCAGAAAACGAAAGGGGUUUGUGAGUGGAAGUGCUACGCCUCUUGCUGCGUCGACAACGGUUAUGAAUGGUACACAACCGAAUGGUCGCAUAGUCUUGGACGGGGAGAAACCGGCGAUGAAGAAGGGACAGGGGAUCACGAUUGUUAUCGGGGGCGCACAGGAAUCUUUGUUCGCGAAGCCCGGGAACAUGACGUUGAAGAUGAGGAAGGGUUUCUUGAGAGUCGCUGUCAGAACGGGGGCUCAUUUGGUGCCUGUGCUAAGUUUUGGUGAAAAUGAUUUGUUCGAUCAGCUUAUCCCAGAAAAGACGAGCUGGGUGCAUAAAUUCCAAAUCCUGGUGAAGAAGGUGUUCGGAUUUACAAUCCCACUUUUCCAUGCUAGAGGUAUCUUCAAUUAUGAUGUUGGGCUGGUACCAUACAGGGUCCCGGUUAAUACUGUCGUUGGGAGACCAAUCAAAACCAUUCAGUCGCCAGACCCGAGAGAUGAUUACAUCGAUGAACUGCAGGACCUGUAUUGUGAGGAGUUGGAAAGACUAUGGGAAGAGCAUAAGGAUAAGUUCGCACCAAGACGAAGAGCAGAGAUGAGAAUUAUUCGGUAG